Centruroides sculpturatus (bark scorpion) is the source of this 732-nucleotide messenger RNA. RefSeq names its product protein OS-9-like. Bases 128 to 466 code for a protein of 112 amino acids. Gene Ontology annotation, cellular component: endoplasmic reticulum lumen. NCBI's taxonomy places the organism in Eukaryota, Metazoa, Arthropoda, Arachnida, Scorpiones, Buthidae. Gene Ontology annotation, biological process: endoplasmic reticulum unfolded protein response; retrograde protein transport, ER to cytosol. The transcript is spliced from 3 exons. The record is from RefSeq and is a predicted model, not a curated record.
GGCUUUGUUUACAAAUGGCGUCUUAGCGCACGUCAUCUUAAUUAUUGAUAAAUUAAAAUCGAAUGUUACAAUUAAUUAAAUAACAUUAGGCUAAACUAGUUGGUAAACGAAAGUGUUAGAAUCGAGGAUGCUUACUUUAACAUUAUUUCUGUUGUGUUUAACCACAAAAAGGUUAUCGGCAUCUUUCAAUACCGAUGAAUUGAAUUCGAUCAAUUACGAAGUGGAUAUCUUAAACGUCCCUGUCAAAAUUGGUGAAGAAAGAGAUUCUCCGGUUAUGCUUAUGAAAUCUAAAUAUGGACAGGAUUACGAGUGUUUACUUCCACAACUAGAACUGAAAGAUGAAAUUUUAGAUUUUAGUGAAUCAGCCACUGUUGAAAGCAGUGAUAUUAAAGAUCUCUUACAACCUCUCCAGAAUGCUCCUUGUUUAAUUAAAGUGAAACGGGGCGAACUUUGGAAUUACGGAUAAAAGAACAUGAAGCUGCCAUACGGUUAAAACAUGAUAAUUCACCUUGGUAUAACCACAUCAAAAAUAGUAACUGCAAAAUAGAUAGAAAUAAUAUUAAAAUCCUACACUGUGAGAAAAAUAUAUAUAAACGUAAAUUCAAAGAACAUAUAGAAAUAAUGAAAUACAGUGGUAAUAAUUUAAUAAACAUUUCCAAUGGCAUGCAAAUCGACCAGCAAUGGUAUAACAUGAUAGGGGGCGCAACAAGUCAAUAGUUUAUAUUUCUAAGA